CCUCCUUUUUCCUGGCACCCUCUCUCUUUCUCUCUCUCCAUUUCUGCCUCUCCUUUUCCGAGAGCCUUUUUCCGGGCCAGACCCGCUUGCCUGGAGGGGUAACUAGCGUGUGUGUGUGUGUGUGUCGUGUAUGUCGUGUAUGUCUGAACUUGGUCCCGUGGGCAAAGUCCGCUGUUGAUUUGUCCAAGCUGAGGGCGGAUCCCGGGGAAGAACACGCUCGUAUUGCCGUUGCUCGCGUCCAGCCUUCGGCCGUGCCCAGAGACCAGAGGCCAUGGCGGCCAAUGGACAGACCUUGAACGAUCGGAUCUUGGCUGCGCGCCACUCCUUGGCCGGCCAAGGCUUAGCCAAGGCCGUGUGCAAGGCCACCACCGAGGAGUUGAAUGGACCCAAACGCAAACAUCUGGAUUAUUUGCUUCGUUGUACGGAUGAGCCCAACGUGUCCAUUCCCACCUUGGCCAAUCUGCUCUUGGAACGCACACAAAGUCCCAAUUGGAUCGUCGUGUUCAAGAGUCUCGUUACCAUCCAUCACUUGCAAUGCUACGGACACGAGCGCUUCACCCAGUAUUUGGCCUCGAGCAAUACCAACUUCCAAUUGAGUAACUUCCUGGACAAGAGCGGCGUGCAAGAUCGCUGGCAAGCCAUGUUAGCCCACGCCGUGGUCAUCGAUCCAUAUGCCCGGGCAGUUCUGAAGCAUUCGGCUGAGCGCGUACGAGCCAUAGGUGAUGGGUGUGGGCGUGUAGGAUAUGACAUGUCUCCAUUUGUUCGGCGAUACGCCAAGUAUUUGCGAGAAAAGUCAGUCUCAUAUCGCACCGUGGCCUUUGAUUUCUGCAAAGUAAAACGCGGGAAGGAAGGUGGCACAUUGCGAACGAUGAACGCCGACAAAUUAUUGAAAACCUUGCCCAUACUCCAAGACCAAGUGGACUCGCUCAUCGAGUUUGAAGCCACCCCUCAAGACUUGAACAACGGAGUAAUCAACUCUGCGUUCAUGUUGCUCUUCAGAGAUCUGAUCCGUCUGUUUGCUUGUUACAACGAUGGUGUUAUUAAUCUACUAGAAAAAUACUUUGAGAUGCACAAGAAGCAUGCCCGUGAAGCCUUGGAUAUCUACAAGAAGUUCCUGAUCCGCAUGGACCGCGUGGCGGAUUUCUUAAAAGUGGCCGAGAAAUUCGGAAUUGACAAAAAUGACAUUCCUGACCUUGCUCGGGCCCCAAGCAGUUUAUUGGAGGCUCUCGAUGGUCAUUUGGCCAACUUGGAAGGACGUAAACCUGGAUCAAACGCCACAUCGCCCACCGGGGCCGCCGGCAGAGUGAACGUGGCCGCAGCAGUCAGUGUCUUGUCUUCCACAAGCAGCUCAUUCGGAAAUUCGUCGAACAUUGACGAGAAAUUGCAAAAACAAUACCUGGCGGAUGAGGAGAAGGCCAUGGCCGCAUACAAGAACAAGGCGGGCACGAACCCGUUCGCCCAAGCGGAGUCCCAGGGUGGAUCGGGAGGCGGUGAAGAGACGCCCAAUAUAUUAGAUCUAUUCGGUGUGAGUGGAGCCGAGGCGAGUGCGGCGGCGGUGCAGAGUAACGAGAGUUCAAGUGAUCCUAGUAAAGCAUCUGAUGAUCUGCUUCAAUUGGCGGGCAAUCCGUUUGCUUCCGUCAUGUCGAAUCAAACUCAAUCCAACUCGUCCAUGUUUGGCGAGGGCUCCAGUUUUGGAGAGUCAGCCGCUCCAGUCAAUGCGAACGGUUUCUUUGGCAUGUCGUCGUCGUCGUCUUCCUCUUUUUUCUCUCAACCCACCACCACUGGGGGUGCUUUUGUGACCUCGCCUCAGUUUCCGGGCGGGAGAGCCCCCACAAGUAUGACGCCCUCCAUGUUGGCACCCAUGCCUCAUCAACAACAAUAUCAAAUGUCGCCCAGUUUUGGUAGUGAUCAGUCAUUCAAUAAUGCAUUUGGAAAUCUGAAUGGCCAGAACAACAAUUCCUCAGCAGAUGUGGGUGCGAGCUUCUUUGGCGAGAUUCUUCAGCCUCAAAACAAGCCCAACGGUGCGAAUGGUCACUCAGGAACCGUGGAUCCGGCUUCGGGCAAGCUCGUGGCCGGGGAUUUGGAUGCCAGUCUGGCCAACCUGACCUCAAAUCUAAACCUCGCUUCAGGGGGUUCCAAAAGAUCUAUGGGAAUGAAUCAACGGGCUCGAGGUCCGCCCAUGGCCGCUGGUGCGAACGCCUCGUCUCGUUUGGGCCAACCCCCGCAAUUUCCAUGCUGAAUAAGGGGAAGCCGAAAGCUUGUCGUGAUAUGCUGUUCAACUCCAAUCAACAUCACAGAAUGGUCAACGAGUUUAACCCUAGAACACCACAAACAUAGACUCCUCAUGAAACAAAAGUAUAUAUAAUGAUAUCAUCAUCAAGAACAAUAACUACAACUACUUACAAUGGCAGAUUGGAUUUGGUGGCAAAAACAGAAUAUCGAAUUUGUUGUUAUUUUUUAUUACAACUCUUUGUUUCCGAUUAUACAAGAAGUGAAUGAGUAGCAAUAUUUAUGAGAAAUAAAAGAAGAGCCAUCUUUAAA
This is a messenger RNA of Tigriopus californicus, 2541 nucleotides long. RefSeq names its product phosphatidylinositol-binding clathrin assembly protein LAP-like (gene lap). The transcript is spliced from 14 exons. The coding region runs from base 272 to 2239 and encodes 655 amino acids. The record is from RefSeq and is a predicted model, not a curated record. Gene Ontology annotation, molecular function: SNARE binding; clathrin heavy chain binding; phosphatidylinositol-4,5-bisphosphate binding. NCBI's taxonomy places the organism in Eukaryota, Metazoa, Arthropoda, Copepoda, Harpacticoida, Harpacticidae. Gene Ontology annotation, biological process: clathrin-dependent endocytosis; synaptic vesicle budding from presynaptic endocytic zone membrane; clathrin coat assembly. Gene Ontology annotation, cellular component: clathrin-coated pit; clathrin-coated vesicle; synaptic vesicle.